Diabrotica balteata is the source of this 1839-nucleotide messenger RNA. The record is from the annotation of a GenBank genome assembly. NCBI's taxonomy places the organism in Eukaryota, Metazoa, Arthropoda, Insecta, Coleoptera, Chrysomelidae.
AUGUCUACAUUCAAACUAAUUGACGUGCAUGCAAAUCUUACUAAUAAUAAGUACUCAGGUUGUUAUGGAAAUACUCCAACUAAGAUUCACAAACCAGAUUUACAACAAGUUUUAGAAAGAAGUUGGGAAGCGGGUUUGCAGAAAAUAAUAAUCUGUGCUAUGGAUUUAGCUGAAAGUAAAAAAGCCCUUAAAAUAGCAAAAAGUGAUAGCAGAUUGUUUACUACGGUUGGAUGUGCGCCUACAAGCUGUUUACAAUUUGAAGAACAUGGUGAACCUGAUUUAUAUCUCCAACAAUUAAAAGAUGUAAUUACCUUAGGAAAAGAAAAAGUUGUUGCUGUUGGAGAAUGUGGCCUUAAUUGUGACAUGUACUACUAUUACCCAAUAAAACUUCAAUUGAAAUACUUUGAAGUUCAAGUACAAUUAAGUCAAUUGUUCAAUUUACCUUUAAUAAUUUAUUCUCAGGGAGACAGCGCACCUAAAAUGCUGCUCGACAUCAUACGUAAAUAUCCAGGAAUAAAAGGUGUUAUACAUUUCUUCGAUUCUACUGUAGAACUGACGAGAAAAUUUAUAGAUGAAGGAUUUUAUAUCGGAUUGGAUACAUGGUCUUUCAGAUCAGAACAGACGAUCGAAAUUGUUAAAAGAAUACCUGUGGAUAAAAUGUUAUUUCAAACAAAUUGUCCAGAUAGGAUAAUACAUCGUUCCUUCCCUGCCUAUUGGCAUGUUUCUAGAGAGAACUUGGAGUUGUUGACAACAAAUAAACGAAAGUGGAGACCCGAUUUUAUGGUAACUGGAAGAAGCGAACCGUGUAAUAUAAGGCAGAUACUGGAUAUGGCGACUUUCGUUACCAACAGGAAUAAAAACGAUUUAGCAGAUCAAGUUUACUGCAACACAACUCAUUUAACAAUGUCUACAUUAAAAUUCAUAGACAUAAAAGCAAAUUUAACUAAUAGUCAAUUCUCUGGUGCCUACAAAUGUUGUUUUAGACAUCCUCCAACUCAGAUUCAUAAGCCAGAUGUAAAACAUGUAUUGGAAAGAAGUUGGGAUGCUGGUUUGCAGAAAAUAAUAAUCUGUGCUCUAGAUUUAGCUGAGAGUAAAAAAGCCCUAAGAAUAGCAAAAAGUGAUAAUAGAUUGUUUACUACAGUUGGAUGUGCGCCUACAAGGUGUUUACAAUUUGAAGAAAAUGGUGAACCUGAUUUAUAUCUUCAACAGCUAAAAGAUAUAAUUGCUUUAGGAAAAGAAAAAGUUAUUGCUGUUGGAGAGUGUGGCCUUAAUUGUGACAUGUAUUACUAUAACCCAAUAAAUCUUCAAUUGAAAUACUUUGAAGUUCAAGUACAAUUAAGUCAAUUAUUUAAUUUACCUUUAAUAAUUUAUUCUCAGGGAGACAGCGCGCCUAAAAUGCUGCUCGAUAUCAUACGUAAAUAUCAAGGAAUAAAAGGUGUUAUACAUUGCUUCAAUUUUACUAUAGAACUGAUGAGAAAAUUUAUAGAUGAAGGAUUUUAUAUCGGAUUAGAUACAUGGUCUUUCAGAUCAGAACAGACAAUCGAAAUUGUUAAAAGAAUACCUGUGGAUAAAAUUUUAUUUCAAACAAAUUGUCCUGAUAGGGUAAUAUGUCGCACCUUUCCCGUCUAUUGGCAUGUUUCUAGAGAGAACUUAGAGUUGUUGACAACAAAGAAACGAAAGUGGAGACCCGAUUUUAUGGUAACUGGAAGAAGCGAACCGUGUAAUAUAAGGCAGAUACUGGAUAUGGCGGCUUUCGUUACCAACAGGAACAAAAACGAUUUAGCAGAACAAGUUUACAGCAACACAACUCAUUUGUUCAAUUUUGAGGAAAAUACUUAA